Saitoella complicata NRRL Y-17804 is the source of this 3353-nucleotide messenger RNA. RefSeq names its product ARM repeat-containing protein. Bases 143 to 3067 code for a protein of 974 amino acids. Gene Ontology annotation, molecular function: mRNA binding. Gene Ontology annotation, cellular component: cytoplasm. Gene Ontology annotation, biological process: post-transcriptional regulation of gene expression. The transcript is spliced from 2 exons. The record is from RefSeq and is a predicted model, not a curated record. Lineage: Eukaryota; Fungi; Ascomycota; Saitoellomycetes; Saitoellales; Saitoellaceae.
AAUCGACGACGAUUACGCCUAUCAUCAGCAUAUAGACAAGGGGAUUUUGUGUACGAUAUUAGGUGUACGAUAACGACUUGUGCUGAAUACUUAAAGCUUGAAGAGCUCACUUUCUUUUUGCGUGUGACUUGAUCCGGCUACGAUGUCUCUUGCCUCCGAUCUUGUUCGCAACCUUUCGUCGUCGUCGCUGAAUCAGCAGCAACGACCCACCAACCCCUCCUCUCCCUUCGACCACGGUCAACAUCCCUCGCUUCUUCAGAGCAAUAAUCCUCGGGACUCGUUCAGGCGUCACUACACCUCCGAUGGUCUCCGUCCCUCCGCCUCGGCUACGAACUUGACUUCGCACCGGGCUACCUUCGAUUCGGGCUUGACUUCGCCAACCGACCUCGCAGCCCUCAACUCCGAGUCAACACCGAUUGAUCCCGCAUUUGAUGGACUUCACACCUCCCGUUCAUCCGUCAACCUCACCAAAACCGAGAUCCUCGAACGCAAGCGCGCAGAGCACCAACAAAAACGUCUCGAUGCCCUCCGCCAAUUCGAGCGCCAAAUGCAGAUGUUGGAGGAACAGCAGAAGCGGGACGAGCAGGAACUCUUGGCGGCUGGACAUGCGGUCCCGGGUGCUGUUGGUGCCAUCGGGCAGAGGACGAGCAUGAGUACGACGGGGAGUAUGAGUGUUCCUGCAACUCCGCCACAGAGGUUGAGAACCGUCGGAAUUGCUACGACGGGAAAUAGUCCGUUUGGGUUGGGUGUUGCGCAGCUUGCUACGCCGCCUCCUGAUCACGCCUUCCCUGCUACGUCAAGAUUCGCGAAUUCGAAGAGUAUGCCCGGCACGCGCAGGAAUUCCGGAGACCGCGAUUUUGGGCUGGAGUUUGAUGAUUUCCCGGUUAUGCUCAACUCGCGCCUCUCGAUCUCGAACACGACGCUCAAGUCUUCGAUGAAGGGCGGACAGCAGGGUUACGGAGGACAGGGACCAACGAGGAGCGCGGGACCUACGAAUGUCAAGUUUUUGUUCGAGGAUGAUGAUGAGACGGGAUCUGGACAGAAGCAGUAUUUGCAGGUUAACACUACGGAUGACCAGUUCCCGAUUCUGGUUCGUCGGGAGUCGUUGCCCGGGUUUUUGUCUGCGUCUUCGGCUGCGCUUGAUUUGGCACAUCCUGUCAGUCAGUUGCCUGGUCAUGUUCUCGAGCGUGCACAUGCGCAAGCUCAGGCUCAGGGCCAACAAGAUGACUGGCCAACCGCCUUCUCAGCUCGCCAGUCUCGUCACCACUCCCGCGAAUCGUCCUCGCAUGGUCUGUCCCCGCCCAAGCCAUUCGAGCAAACUGCCGCUGUGCAGAACUUGCGUCCUUCGCUGGCUAAGCACGCGAGUUUCUCGACGCCUGAAGUGCCGACUUUGGCGCAUUUCAAGAUGAACCAGAACCAAGCACAGAUGGGACAGAGAUCUAUGCCGAAUGGGGUGCAGGGUAGUGCCUACACCAGUCUUCCGCCGCCGCGUAGUCCCUUGGGUGUCGAUGCUCAUGCUCAGCUCGCGACUAACCCCGCUGCCCUUGGACGUACGGGCGCUAGUCCAUUGCCGAGCCCGAGCUUGGCGGCGUUGUACAAUCAGCAGGGUGGGUAUGGAUUCCCUACUGUCAACGAUGGCGUGCCGGGCGUUGUGCAGGCGCAGGUUUCCCAGGUUUCCCAGGUUCCUGUGCAGCAUAUCCCUGUCCAGAGCCCACCGUUCGGUAUUGGUUUCCCGGGUGGACCCCUCCCGCCACAGGAUGUCCGUCAGGGCCCGGCUCACUUUGCUGGUCCGCCGAUGGGUGCGCCGUCCCCCGUUCACCAACACCGUGGACCUGGUGGCGCUCAUGCCCAACAAGCCGCCGCCGCCGCCGCCGCCGCCAGGAAGAAUCAUGAUGCGGAAGCAUCCCGUUUUGCUGGGGUGUUGUUGGAGAGCUUGGCUGGCGAGAUUUUCUCGUUGUGUAAGGAUCAGCAUGGAUGUCGAUUCUUGCAGAAGAAGCUUGAUGAGCGGAGUCCGGCCUAUCGGGACAUGAUCUUCAAUGAGACGCAGGCGCAUGUCGUUGAGCUCAUGACUGAUCCUUUCGGGAACUAUCUCUGCCAGAAGCUGAUUGAGCAUUGUACCGAAGACCAGAGGACCGUCAUUGUCGAGAAGGUCGCUCAUGAAUUGGUUGGGAUUUCGUUGAAUAUGCACGGAACCAGAGCGAUUCAGAAGAUGAUUGAGUAUUUGACUACGCCGAAACAGAUCACGAUUGUGGUUCAGGCGUUGGAAGCGCAUGUUGUUACGCUCAUUCGUGAUUUGAACGGAAACCACGUUAUUCAGCGAAUUUUGUCAAAGUCGACGUCGCACAGAGUGUCUAGGCUGAGCAGCGAUGACGUGCAGUUCAUCUAUAAUGCUGUAUCAUCUAACUGUGUUGAGGUUGCCUCUCACAGGCAUGGAUGCUGUGUGCUUCAGCGUUGUAUCGACCAUGCGUCUCCGGAGCAGAAAAACCAGGUUGUUAGAAAGAUUACGGAGAACGCUUUGGCGCUCGUACAGGACCAGUUUGGUAACUACGUCGUCCAGUACGUUCUCGAUCUUGGUGAGCCCGCUUUGAUGGAUGCUUUGAUCCGCCAGUUCUUGGGCUCGAUCCCAAUGUUGAGCAUGCAAAAGUUCUCGUCCAACGUGAUUGAGAAGUGUAUCCGCGUCGCCGAAGCACCUACUCGGCGACUCCUUGUCGAAGAGUUGACGGACACUGCCGCAUUGGAGAAGUUGUUGAAGGAUUCGUUUGGAAACUACGUUGUUCAGACCGCUAUGGACUUUGCCGAGGAUGAUCAGCGUAAUAUUCUGGUUGAUGCUAUUAAGCCGAUCAUGCCUUCCAUCCGCACGACUACGUAUGGAAAGCGUGUCCAGUCUAGAAUGGCUGGUGGACAGCAUCCUCCUGGAUACGCACCUCGUCCUGCUUUCAUGCAGAACAGGCCUCCGGCUGGAUUCCACCAGGGUCCGCCCCCUCAUCUCCAGGGCUUCCAAGGACCUCCUCGUCAGGGUGUCCACCCUCACGCUCAGAGACCUCCUUUUGGAGGAUUCUAUCAGUAGACGUUAUGUUUGUUGAGUGCAGCGUUGUACUUCUUAUUGUACGAUUGAAAAAGAUAUUGAGGCGAUUGAGAUGUGUAUGAUGUUUCUAGUUGGAGUGUAUAUUACAGAAUCGGAAGAAGUUGGACGAUAAUGAGUGGAUGUACGAAUUACCUUGAGUAUUUGACGAGUCUUGUAUGAAAACCCCCGAAGGACGGAAUAAGUGUAUGCUUUGCAAUUGUUUGAUAUAGAUCUUUCUCGUUUUGUUUGUAUUCAUAGAAUUAAUGAUAUCUUGGUACUUGAAUCAAGG